Messenger RNA from Cyphomyrmex costatus, 880 nucleotides. RefSeq lists its product as uncharacterized. The coding region runs from base 47 to 880 and encodes 277 amino acids. Lineage: Eukaryota; Metazoa; Arthropoda; Insecta; Hymenoptera; Formicidae. The record is from RefSeq and is a predicted model, not a curated record. The transcript has 6 exons.
UAUUAAAUUAGUACCUAAAUUGCAAAACAAUUUACGUUUUAUAAUAAUGGAUUAUGAAAAAACAUCAAUGAAUGUUCUUCAUAAACAAUUUCCUCAGGCAUUUCUAUAUGGCUAUUGGUUCCAUUAUUGCCAAGCAGUUUUGAAAAAAUGGAUACAAUUAGGACUUAGUGUACCACAUAAAAUAGUAUCCAUAGCAAUGGCAUUAGUAUUAGCACCACCAGAAAUGUUUUCACAAGGUUUAAGUCUUAUGCAAACAAUUGCAAAUAAAGAGUCUUAUAUUUAUCCUAACAUGUUGCUUUUUAUGACGUAUAUGAGAAAAACAUGGUUCUUGAUAUUAGAAAAAAUUUGUGUAUAUCAUUGCCCAAAUAGAACCAAUAACUUUGUAGAGUCGUUCUAUAAUAUCGUGGGACAAAAAAUGCAAUCCAAUGCGGUUCAUCCAAAUUUAUGGAUAUUUUUAAAUAAUAUUUCCAAACUAAUUAUAAAUCAAGAUACCAAUUACUACAGUGUAAUGAACAGCCAACAAAUAACAAAAAUCCGUCUUCCAUCCAGUAUGUUUAGAAAUAUAAAAAUACGAGAUGCGCAAAAUUAUUUAUCUUCUGGUACUUUUUCUUUAGAACAAUUUCUGCAAGUUUUUGAUAAUGAAAUGAAUUAUCGGCAAUAUCAAAUGUCAUUAUUAAUUGAUAUCACUGAUGAGAAUGAGGAAAUAUAUGCUGAUUUGCUUACAGGAGGAGCUGUUAAUUUAGUUACAACUUCUGAGCUUCACAUCAAAAGAGAGAUCGAAGACAAUUUCACAGAAAUGAACAAAAGAGCAAUUGCAAAUUUGAAGCUGGCAAAAAAAAAAUUCAGAAAAAUAUUCACGAUAACAACGGUAAUUAUUUAA